GAAAAAAAUAAAAAAAAAGAGAGAAGAGGAGCUGAAAAAGAGAAGGAGACAAAGGAAGAAAAGCAUCAAAUGUUCAGUGUGAGAUGAAGAAGCAGAGCUACCAAUACUUGGAUCUGCAACUAGAUUUCCUUCUAUUCUUCUUCCUGUUGUUUGUUUCGUCUUCUUCUGCUUCUUUAGCGAAAGAAGGUGAAGAUGUCUUCUUUUCUAACAAUGGCGGACUUACGGACUCCGAAGCCAUGUACAUCAGGCAACGGCAACUCUUGUACUAUAGAGACGAGUUUGGUGAUAGAGGAGAGAAUGUCACGGUCGAUCCUUCGCUUGUCUUCGAGAACCCUAGGCUUAAGAACGCCUACAUUGCCUUGCAAGCAUGGAAGGAAGCUAUUCUCUCCGAUCCUCUCAAUCUGACUGCUAACUGGGUCGGAUCUAAUGUCUGCAACUACACUGGAGUCUACUGUUCAAAAGCUCUCGAUAAUCGACGGAUCCGAACCGUCGCCGGCAUUGAUCUCAACCAUGGCGACAUUGCUGGUUACCUUCCGGAGGAGCUAGGGUUGCUCACAGAUCUCGCGUUAUUCCAUAUCAACUCCAAUCGCUUCUGUGGCACUGUGCCUCACAAGUUCGUCAAGCUUAAGCUUCUGUAUGAGCUGGAUCUCAGUAACAAUCGCUUUGCUGGCAAGUUCCCUCAGGUUGUUCUCAAAUUGCCCACGCUCAAAUAUCUCGAUCUGAGAUUCAAUGAGUUUGAAGGCACUGUCCCCAAAGAGCUCUUCGACAAGGAUCUUGACGCCAUUUUUAUUAAUGACAAUCGGUUUCACUUCGAUCUGCCGGACAAUUUUGGCAACUCUCCGGUUUCUGUGAUUGUUCUUGCAAAUAACAAGUUUCAUGGAUGUGUCCCUUCGAGCUUGGGCAACAUGACGAACUUGAAUGAAAUUAUCAUGUUGAACAACGGCUUCCGAUCGUGUUUGCCUUCGGAGAUCGGAUUUUUGACGAAUUUGACUGUGUUCGAUGUGAGCUUCAAUAAGCUAAUGGGACCAUUGCCUGAUAGCAUUGGGAACAUGGUGAGCUUGGAGCAGCUGGAUGUGGCUCACAACAUGUUCUCGGGUACGAUUCCUGGGAGUAUCUGUUCGCUUCCGAAUCUGCAGAACUUCACCUACUCUUACAACUUCUUCACGGGCGAACCUCCAUCGUGCCUGAGACUUCCUGAAUAUGACGAUCAAAAGAAUUGCUUGCCAGCGAGGCCAAACCAGAGGUCAGCCGCGCAAUGUAAGUUGUUCUUGUCUCGUCCUGUGCAUUGUAGUGCUUUCAGAUGUGCUCCUUUUGUUCCUUCUUUGCCAUCUCCGCCUCCACCCUCACCUCCCAUUCCUGUGCCAUCUCCGCCGGUUAAGUCACCUCCAUCGCCGGUUUUCUCACCUCCUCCGCCAGUAUUUACCCCUCCAUCUCCGUCUCCACCACCUCCGCCUCCACCACCUUUGAGCUCGCCUCCCCCACCGCCGCCGCCUGUUUUCUCACCACCACCACCAGUCUACUCUCCUCCACCCCCGCCACCUUCUCCGCCACCACCUGUUUACUCUCCACGUCCUCCACCACCUUCCCCACCUCCACCUUCGCCACCACCUCCUCCGCCAUCGCCACCACCACCAUCCCCUACACCACCUCCUCCGUCUCCGCCACCACCAUCUCCACCGCCGCCUUGUGUUCGGCCUCCACCACCUCUACCUCCUAAUUCACUUCCUCCUCCGCCACAUUCACCGCCCCCUCCCCAUUCACCACCACCUCCGCCACCGUCACCGCCUCCUCCCCCUUCACCACCACCUCCGCCACCUUCACCCCCUCCUCCCCCUUCACCACCACCUCCGCCACCUUCACCGCCUCCUCCCCAUUCACCACCGCCUCCGCCGCCUUCACCGCCUCCUCCCCAUUCACCACCACCUCCGCCACCUUCGCCACCUCCUCCUCCUUCACCAUCACCACCUCCACCUUCGCCACCUCCUCCUCCUUCACCAUCACCACCUCCACAUUCGCCACCUCCUCCCCCUUCACCUCCUCCACCACAUUCGCCACCUCCUCCCCAUUACUAUUCCCCACCUCCACCACCCAAUUCACCUCCACCACCACCUCCAUGCAUAGAACCACCACCUCCUCCAUGUAUAGAGCCCCCACCCCCACCCCCAUGCAUAGAACCGCCCCCACCACCACCACCCUCACCGUCUCCAAUUCACUACUUGCCACCUCCAUCUCCAUCACCACCACCACCUACGCCACCAAUUCACCAUGCUUCCCCGCCUCCUCCUGUUCCUUGUGAAAACUCUCCAUCGCCAUCUCCUGCACCGGAAUAUGAGGGCCCGAUGCCACCAAUUAAUGGAGUUUCAUACGCAUCUCCACCACCACCUCCCUACUAUUGAUUCUUUUGAGAUUUUCUUCUUACAUUCCCUCCUUGAAAGAAAGAAAAGAAAAACAAUGUUUCAGUCUUCUUGGCUGUUGUUAGAUUCUUCUUCCUCUUCUUUUACUUCUUCUCUGUCUACACUUGCUAUUGCUGGUUGGGCGAGCCUAGUCGCCGGAGGAAGAAUGCAGAAUAUAAUUCCUGCAAUCAGAUGGGUUCGAGCAAUAUAUGUUAUGUUUAAUAUUGGAGGAAUUACAUUUGUGGAGGAAGAAGAGAACAGAGGAGAUAGACAAGGGGGACAGAAGGAGAAAGUCUCUCCAUAUUUGUUUUAAUUGUUAUGGAUAUUUGAGUUGUGAAUAAAUUGGUAGAAAGAGAAUUAGAUUUCAGCGAAAUAUAUGUAUAGGGUUGAGAUUCAUGAAAAAUGUUAGGCAGGAUCUGAAAGGCAGUGGCACUUCUGUUCUUCCUCCUGCUGCUGCUGCUGCUGCUUUGUGGGUUUUUUCAUUAUUGUCCUUUUUUUUUGGGUUCUUCUUUAUCAUACUUCAUUUCUUUUAAUUUUCCAAUUUAUAGUAUCAUGAAUAUUAUCAGUUACUGAUAUUCAUUUUCA
Molecule: messenger RNA, 2978 nt
Organism: Telopea speciosissima
Lineage: Eukaryota; Viridiplantae; Streptophyta; Magnoliopsida; Proteales; Proteaceae
Product: leucine-rich repeat extensin-like protein 4
Exons: 2
Coding region: 84-2396 (770 amino acids)
Molecular function (GO): protein binding
Source: RefSeq, a predicted model, not a curated record